AAUAAGCUAACUCAUAUACACCAGGGUACAAUGGAAGGACUAACGGAUCAGCUAAAAACUUUGCGCCUUCAAAAAAACAAGCUAGAGACAAUAGGUGAUGGCUUUUUGAAACAAUUAAAAAAUGUCAAAAAGUGCUACUUAGACUACAACAAGCUGACAUCUGUACCAGAUUUGACAGGUCCUGACUCUAUGAUUACCUUACGCUUACAAAGCAAUAAGAUCAGAGAUUUGUCAAGGAUUGCGACAUCUGGGAUUGGACGAGUAUUUGAACUACGGUUGGGUAACAACAAGAUCGAUCUCCUUCCAAUAAACAUAUUUCAGAAUACUUCCGUAGUGGAAGGCCUUGAUUUGUCGUCCAACAGCUUGCAGUCAUUACCAGAUAACGUGUUUAAAAGGCUCGACCAAUUAAACACUCUGGUGCUAACCUUCAACAACAUCACUCACAUUAAUAAACACACAUUCAGUGGACUUUCCAGUUUGACCACGCUGUUUCUGAUCAAAAACAAUAUUACAUUUAUUGCCAAAGACGCUUUUGAUGGAACUCCUCGUCUGAAAUCAUUGUUUCUUCACAGCAAUGCAAUCAAGACUAUCGAAAGUACGACUUUUGACAGACUUGUACUGAAGCAGUUAACUAUCUUUGAUAAUCCUUUAAGCUCGUUGCCGGAUGGGAUUUUCGACGAAAUGACAAACCAUACCAAAGUGUCAUUAACGUGUACAAAUCUUCGUCAGUUACCUCGUGGGAAAUAUGUGUCACAAAUAGAGUGUGCUCCUUCGACAUCUCUGCACGUCAUUUUGGACAACUUCCAAAGUAGGUACGAAUUUGACUUUAUGCGCUCAGGUUUUGUGUGCCAUGACUGUGCGUCUCCAGAACAACACCAUAUGGAAAUUAGAUGUAGAGACUGCAGCCUCUGUCCAAUUGGUACCUACACGUAUCCUGAUGAAAACUGCUGCCUACAGUGUCCUGCAGGUGGUUUCUACCAGGAUGAAAUGGGACAAGUUGAUUGUAAAAGAUGCAGUAUCGGUACAUUUGUUGCUGAACAGAAAAGUCCUGGGACCAAAGCUACCGACUGCGUGUCAUGUCCAUAUGGUACGCUCUCAAACGAGACCGCUAACUAUCGUGCAUGCAGAUGCCUUCACAAGUUUUAUCGGUUGGAUCGUUUUGGCCCGUGCUCAGCAUGUCCACCAUACGGUUUUGUUUGCGAGAACGAUACAGCAAUACUUGCUCCUAACUACUUCUGGAAAUGGUCAAAUCAGUCUGAAAAAGAACUGUUCAAAGGUUUUGUCGACAAUAUUUAUUCUUUUGGACCGCAAUACAACAAGUCAUAUUCCACGUUCAAUACGUUAACCCCAAAGCCACUCAUAUGUCCCUAUGCCAGGUCGUGCAAAGGUGGAAUUGACUCAGGUUGCCUUCAAGGAUAUCAAGGGACUCUGUGUGCAACCUGCUCUAACGGCUUUUAUUUCCGAUUUAACUCUUGCUUGAAAUGUCCCCGGUUAUUUGUAACAGUAAUUUCAUCCAUCGCGGUGAUUUGUGUUUUUGUUAUUGUGUUCCUACUUGUUCUCUGGGGUGACACCAAACGCACAGAUAAUAACCGAACAGUUGCAGAUGUCAUCAUGUCAUGCGUUAAGAUUGUGCUUGGUUUUUACCAAACCAUUGUUGGCAUUUUCUCUGCAUUGGCACAAGUCCACUGGCCAUUCACUUUGAUCUCAAUGGAGAAGUUUCUAAAAGUAAUGGAAGGGAACAUUUUGCAGUUUGCUCCACUUAGCUGCAUUCAUUCCUCUCUGCGGUUGGAUCAGUUUGGAAAGUUCCUAUUGAUCAUUGUCUCGAAUGUCUCACUCGUUGUCUUGUUUUUCUCGUAUUCAUUCUUGAAAAAGUGCUACAUCAUGAAAAAGAAGGACCUUGACGAAAGCGAGAAGGCAAAUAAAGUGAAGAGUUUGAAGAAAUCUUGCUGUCGGAACAUUUUCCUCUUGUUGUUGAUGACCUACCCGAUUACGAGCAAAUCGAUUAUUCAGGUUCUUCCUCUUCCUGGUGCGUGUGUGGAAACGUGUUUCUCAGACGACAAGAGCGACUGCAUCUUCCUGCUGAGAACUGACUACUCCAUCCAGUGUUACACCCCUCGCCACAGGUUGUAUAUUCUCAUGGCCUCUAUUGCGGCAUUUUAUCCAGUGGGAUUUCCAAUUCUGGUUUUGGUUCUCACUCUCAUAUAUCGUAAUUCCGAGAAAUACGAGACCAUUUCUUUUGGACUCAAAGUGUUCUUUGAAAACUAUAAGGAGAAAUUUUGGUAUUGGGAAGUCAUAGAGAUGUAUCGCAAGCUAAUUCUAAUCGCGUUGAUUCACCUGUUUGGGUCUAACAGCCUCUUCCAAAUCAGCCUUACAGUUCUGACCGUCAGCGUCUCUGGAGUGGUCUACACCUUAUUCCGACCAAUUAAGGACAAGUUUGAAGAUCGCUUACAAACAUUUGUCCUAUGGAUAAUUUUCUUUGACGUUUGUCUUGGUGCAGUUUACACAAACUGCGAUGAGAGUCAAGGAGAGGGCAAGAACGACUCAAUCUUUGCAAAUGUCCUGUUCGUGGUCCUUAACGCCUCUGUGCUGUUGCUUGCCAUUGGUAACGGAAUUCUGCAUCUGAAGUCAAUCUCGAAGUACAUUACUUUCAACCCGAUCCGAUGUUUCAGUUUCCUUUGCCAAGGAUUAUCACGUCUUAAAAAUAGAGUGGUCUCAAGAAGAGGAACAUACGAUGAACUAUAAUACCAAGUUGCAGAAAGCAAGUAAAGAACUGACAGCGUAACAUUUGAAUGAUUUAUAUCCACUAUUGGACAGAGAUAGAAUUAAACAAACUCAAUCUGGGAGAUCUAGCCUUACUAGGUAAUCGCAAUUUCCAAUUUUAAGCCUUGUCAGAAAGGUUUUGAAUUCAGAUAGAUGGCAGUGAAAAAUUGCAGUCCGUGUCGAAAACUAUUUUCGUAAGCUGCGAAAGUCCUACGAAUGAGCCGUGUAAAUCUUCUGGUAUGAACAAGUUUCAAAGCCAAGGCACGUUCACAAUUGGCCUCUGACGCAAUUUAUUAAAAUAUUAACGCUAUAAA
Messenger RNA from Stylophora pistillata, 3074 nucleotides. RefSeq lists its product as uncharacterized. NCBI's taxonomy places the organism in Eukaryota, Metazoa, Cnidaria, Anthozoa, Scleractinia, Pocilloporidae. The record is from RefSeq and is a predicted model, not a curated record. Gene Ontology annotation, molecular function: protein binding.